AUGAUGACCGAAAUGCCAGGUCAUCAUUAUCGAGUUCGAAAACGUCGUCGAGGUGAGGUAGCAAAUCCAGCGAAUACUUUGGAUGGUUUAGUCGCUAAACGCGCUGAUGAUGGUAUUGAAAUUGACUCUGACGUGUCAACAAGGACCUGCUCCGUUUGUGGCUAUCAGGGAAAAUGGGUUUCGGAAAUGAUUAGACAUAAACGAGUGCAUACAAACGAACGUCCAUUUCGUUGUAAAUACUGCUCUCGCACAAGCAAAUGGAAGGCUGACCUCGUUCGACAUGUCGCUAAGACGCACGGAAUACGAGUGGUUUCAAAAUACAGUCGAAGUAAAACAUUUCAUAAUAGCACUUCAACAUCUAAUAUGACAAAUAGUAUAAAUGAAUCAAAUGGAAAAAAACGAAAUUGUGUAGAGAUAUUGACCGAUUUAAAAAAUGAUAAAGGUAUUUCACUGAGAUGCAAAAAACCUAAAACACUUCGAUUACCGAUUAUGUAUCGAUGUGUCAUAUGUUUGUUUGAAGAGGAUUCAGUGCUCGUUUUGAUGAGCCAUUUGAAAAGUGCGCACAAUGCGCUGCCAUAUGAAUGCCAUUCGUGUGGCAGUUCGUUUAUGGACGCUCACACCACCAUGAAACAUUUCAUUGAAAAGACAACAUGCAAAAGAACCGAUCUCAAAAUUAACAUCGCACCACCAAAUAUCAUAAAAAAUAAUUUUAAUUUAAAGCCAUCACUUGCUCUCCUUGAUGAAGCUGCCAAACGAGCUGCCCAAGAAUUAUUUGGUAAAAGUUCGGUAAUUACUUCAUCCGUCAUAUCGACUAGAAAUGCAACUUUGCCAGCAACAUUAGUUAACAAAUACGAAAUGAAACAGGCAAACACGCAUGAUAAUAAUCAAAAUGAAAUAAUCUAUAACUGCAUAUUUUGCAAUUGGACUGCAAAAAAAAUGUGUGCAAUGGAAGAACAUGUACGCAUGCAUACAAUAACAAAUCCAUCCCUUCUGAUGCAACCCAUCAACGAAAUUAUUGCAAAUUCCACUGAGACUCAAAAGAAAGUUAAUUCGGACAGUACCCUCACAACGGAACAAGUACUGGCCACGUCGAGAUACUUCGAUUUUAGAACAAUAUUAUCACUGCUGAAACAACAGGCUACCUUCAAUCCAAUGCUUUCAAUACGAGCUCUAACAUCGACGCCGACACUGCUAUCGGAAUGGGCGUCAUCCGGCCCUUCAGCUUUUAAACAAGUUUGUCCGAUUCCGGAAGAGAUUACACGAGUUUCAGACUUCACAUGCUAUCCAGGAAUUCAUGGAACCCAGCAAAGAAAAACUAUCCAGCAACUCAAUUUCCUAUUCUCUGACACCAAUGACAAUAUUUCAUGUAAUUCAGUAGCGGUAAUUUCAAAUUUCAAUUCGGGCAGUCGUUUUGAAAAUUUUUGUCACGUGAAUUCCACUUCAUCUAAUGUGCCAGAAAAGUCAAGCAUAAACUCUAACCUGCCCAAUAUUAGCUCAUCAUCAUCUAAUUAUCACAUUUCUGAGGGCGUUAUCAAAGCUAUUCAACAUUAUUGCCAACGACGCAGUGCGUUGUUUUCACCGGUUCCUGUAAUGGAAAACAAAAUUCAAAGAUUGGUUGACCUUCCGGAGUCAUCAGAAAAUAAAACGGGCCAGAAAAAUGAGCCAGAAGAAGCCCAUGAUCUAAACAUAAUGAGAAAGGAGGAAGACGAUUUUGUUGAUGUCGUGCAACUUGAUAGUUGA
This is a messenger RNA of Acanthocheilonema viteae, 1740 nucleotides long. The record is from the annotation of a GenBank genome assembly. NCBI's taxonomy places the organism in Eukaryota, Metazoa, Nematoda, Chromadorea, Rhabditida, Onchocercidae.